UGCUAGAGAGGACGCAGGUUUAAGUCGCCCCCUGCUGGCUGCUGGAGAGGACGCAGGUUUAAGGCUCUUCAGCACUGGCUUCACUUUUCAGACCCGGAGGUUCCUGCUUGGCUCCGCUGCAGUGAAUGCAUGAUAUAAUACUUUAUAAAAAAUAUAUUUUCAGAUAUUUCACCAGUAUUUUCGGAUAUUUUGUUUAUUUUUGUCUGAUAUUUUACAUUAAGAUUUUUAUUUACCCAUUUUUGAUGGGUAUUGUUUAUAUGUUUAUCUAAUGUCCUGAUAAUAAUCCCACAGAGAUUUAUCACUUUAAUUUCAUACACACUAUAUUCUUCUGUACUUUUGAGGACCCUCGCUGACACAUAAACCAGAUUGUACCUCUGGGUUAAUACAAAUAAAAAGUAAAUAAAUGUCCAUAUGCUCUUUAUCUUAUUAUCUUCACCGUUAUUGGCCUGACGUUUACAGAAAUAUUAAUUUCCUCCCAUUAAGUUCAUUAUUGAUUUCCAUUGUAGGCCUAAGCAUUGAUUGGUAUUGAUUAAUCAGAGACAGGCCUGUGUGUAGGUUUGAGGUCAUUUUAAGGAAGAGGGAAACAAAAGUUUAACUUCAUCUUUAAAGCUUUUAUUUUUAAGUUUACAGGUUUGUGAAGAGGCUUCCUGUCUGUGAUUUAAAUAAAGUUGAAGUGCAGCUUUGUCUAAAUCACAGCAUCUCACUUGUUUGAACACCUGACUGUUGAACAGAAUCACGUGUUUCCGUGUGACGUGUCGGGGUUGCGGGUUUGAGUCCCGCAGGACCAAAGAUGUCACGCUAAUGUACAUUUCUGUAUUUAGGUUAUUUCUGUAUUUAGGUUGCUGACAGAGGCUGCACCGACGGACAGGGCGGCCGUCCAAUGGGAGCGCAGCUUGCCUCCCGUGCAGGGCUGUGGUUGGUCGGCACGGUGACAGAGGGGCGGGGCUGUGAGAUUACAGCAGCAUCUCUCUCUCUGCGGAUCCAGCGGACAUCUGGAACAGCCCUGUCCGGGAAUCAAACCUCCGAGCACCGAACACCGACGUCCCGCACCCACCCUGCCCGGCUCUCGCUGCCUGUUUCCCGGUGAGAACGCAGCCGCGCUCCGGUGUUGUUGUCGCGGCUCCGGGCUGCAUCUCCACCGGGAGGCUGCUGCGCUCCGGAGGGACGGACGCACCGUUUCUCCCGGUUAGAAACACGGAAAUACGAAUAAAACCCGGGAGGGUUGAUGGACUGAAGUGAUCCGACAUCUGAGAGGGUUUUAGGCCCGAUGGAAGCUGCGACAUAUGUGGACCUGGUGCGCCUGGAUCCCGGUUCCUGCCUGGUCUAAAGAGCCCUCUGUGUCACUGAGGAUUUAAUGAAUUUGUUUUGUUUGAGUUUUUCAGUUUCUCUGAUAAAAGGUCCUGAUUGAGAGUUUGCGGGUCCUCCUCCUCCUCCUCCUCCUGGUCUGGAUUAGAGCCCAUCAAGAUCAUGAAUCAUCCCCCCUCUGCUCCUCUAAUCUGGGUUUUACCGAGCUGGAUUUAAAGCUGAGAUCUGAUCUGGAUUACUCUGCUCCUGGUUCAGACCGGGUCACGCCAGUCCCGGUCCUGGUGUGAUCUUAAAACUGGUUCUUGGUCCUCUUGGUCCUGGUUUGGGGAGUUCUUCUGUUGCCAUGCCGACGUCCCGGCCUGGUUCGGAGCCGGUGGAGUUCUGGGUGGAUGGGUCGAGACGGGACGGGACGGUGGAGGAGUUCUACACCCUGAGCUCGGAGCUGGGCAGAGGAGCGACGUCCAUCGUGUAUCGCUGUGAGGAGAAACAGACUCAGAAGCCCUUCGCCCUCAAGGUCCUGAAGAAAACGAUCGACAAGAAAAUCGUUCGCACUGAAAUUGGCGUCCUGCUGCGUCUUUCCCACCCAAAUAUCAUCCAGCUGAAGGAGAUCUUUGAGACGGACACUGACAUCGCUCUGGUGCUGGAGCUGGUGACAGGAGGAGAGCUGUUCGACAGGAUCGUAGAGCGUGGUUACUACAGCGAGCGAGACGCCGCUCACGUCAUCAAACAGAUCCUGGAGGCCGUGGCGUAUCUACAUGAGAACGGCGUCGUGCAUCGUGACCUCAAACCAGAGAACCUGCUGUACGCCGACCUGUCGCUGGACGCCCCGCUGAAGAUCGCUGACUUUGGUCUUUCCAAAAUCGUCGAUGACCAGGUCACCAUGAAGACCGUCUGUGGUACACCAGGGUACUGCGCUCCUGAGAUCCUGCGGGGAAAUGCUUACGGCCCUGAGGUGGACAUGUGGUCAGUGGGCGUCAUCCUCUACAUCCUACUCUGUGGGUUCGAGCCCUUCUUUGACCCGAGGGGGGAUCAGUACAUGUACAGCCGUAUCCUCAACUGCGACUACGAGUUUGUGUCUCCGUGGUGGGACGAGGUCUCCCUCAAUGCCAAGGAUUUGGUCAGUAAGCUGAUCGUCCUCGACCCUCACAAGCGCCUCAGUGUCCGAGAGGCUCUGCACCACCCCUUGUUGGGCAAAGCCGCCCGCUUCUCCCACAUGGACACCACCCAGAGGAAACUACAGGAGUUCAACGCUCGACGCAAACUUAAGGCUGCCAUGAAGGCCGUCGUGGCCACCAGUCGGAUGCACGAGGGCUCGCGGCGUCGUACUGACAGCUGUGAGAUUCCAGGCUCGGGGACAUCCAGGCAGAGCAGCAUGCAGCAGGACCCACCCCCAGAGUCAACAAGCCCCGCCCCUGCAGACAAAGAGGCCCUGCCCCCUGAUCAGCAGCUCCCUCAGGAAGACGGAUCAAAGCCCGGCGACCAAAGUGCCCUCAGCCCCUCCCCUCCAUGCAGCCCCAAACCACCCACCUCUGAUGUCACGCCCACAGGCCCCGCCCCCAUCAGACCACCGCUUCGUGUCGACGGGCUACGUCAGGCGUCCGUCGUCUCCAAAUCCAUGCUGGUUCAGCCCCGACUGCCGCAGAAGAGCUACUCCGUGGUAGGGCCUGCCGCCUGGGUUGAGGCCACGCCCUCGGUGGCCACGCCUCCGAAUCCCAACACCCUCAGCAACGGCUUCAUGCCGGGGGCGGAGCCAGCCAGUAAGACCGCCCACUGCCAAUGAUUUCCUGACAAACAGAGCGGAGACGCUUCACUCUGCUUCAGUUUCACACAAAAAUCCCAGAAAUAACGAGGUUCAGCCUUCCAUUAACUCUAAAAUCAUUUAUUGGGACCCAAUUACACCAGAACCUAAAUAAUCUGUAACAUCCAGAGCUAACAUAACCAGUACAACUCACAUUUCUGUAGCUCUGCAGCUAACAUGCUAACAGAUAUGUCCUCACUGAGGGUUUGUAGGGUACUUUUGCAGCCUGGACAGUUGAGCUGCAGGGUUUCAGUACGAAGGCUGGAGAUGAUUCAGGACGUGAAAAACAAAAAGCACUUGGCCCACAUUAGAAUUUACGAGUGAUUUAAUCUGCUCUUGUUGCUGUGGUAAGAAAAACAACUAGGCGCGUCAAGAAGUGCUGCCACUGGACAGAAAGAAAGGCUUCUCUCGUUUAAACAUCAUUUAGAUUUUCUUAUGACUCUUUCUGUCUUCUAAUAAAUACAGACGUAUUUAGAGAUAAUUGUUAAAACAUGUAAAAUGCUAGUUUUCUAGCUGCAAGCAAAACGACAAAUGUUUUAACAAUCUGAUUCACAAUUUCUCUAUCUGGUAAAUUUGCCAUAUCGCUGGAGAAUUACACCUUUUUCUUU
Molecule: messenger RNA, 3711 nt
Organism: Micropterus salmoides (largemouth bass)
Lineage: Eukaryota; Metazoa; Chordata; Actinopteri; Centrarchiformes; Centrarchidae
Product: calcium/calmodulin-dependent protein kinase type IV-like
Biological process (GO): protein phosphorylation
Molecular function (GO): ATP binding; calmodulin binding; calcium/calmodulin-dependent protein kinase activity
Source: RefSeq, a predicted model, not a curated record